Messenger RNA from Spirodela intermedia, 1455 nucleotides. Lineage: Eukaryota; Viridiplantae; Streptophyta; Magnoliopsida; Alismatales; Araceae. The record is from the annotation of a GenBank genome assembly.
AUGGAACGAGAUACUAUUGCCAGUGCUCUGGGUCCGUAUGCAGCCCUUCCCCACGUGGCACUCUUCCCCUUCAUGUCCAAAGGGCACAUCAAUCCACUGCUCCACCUCGCCUGUGUCCUCCACCGCCGCCGACUCGCCACUUUCACCUUCUUCACCACACCUGGAAACUCUCCCUACGUCCGCUCCGCCCUCGUUGGCGUCGACCCCGUGGCCGGGGGAAUCGUAGAGCUCUCAUUCCCUGUCGACAAUCCGGGUAUCCCCGCUGGGGUCGAGAGCACCGACGAGCUCCCCUCCAUGUCUCUCUUCCUCGACUUCGUUAACGCCACUAAGCGCCUCCGGCCGGAGUUCGAGCUCGCGCUCGGGGCCAUCCGCCCACGCCCCAGUUUGCUCAUCUCCGACGGCUUCCUCGGCUGGACGGUAGAGUCCGCCAGGGACCUCGGCAUACGAAGGCUUUCUUCUUACGGGAUGGGCUUCCACACCAUGACCGUAAACAGCCUCUUACUUAUUACCCGCCCUCACGCCAGCAUCUCCUCCGAGGGGGAGCCCUUCGAAGUACCCGGCCUCGGUCACGUUCAGUUCACCAAGGGCGACCUGUCACCGCCAUUCGACGACCCCUGUGCAAGUACCCCCCUUGGGGACUUCGUCCGCGAGCAGGAGAAAUUCGACACGCAAAGCUUCGGGCUCGUGAUGAACAGUUUCUACGAGAUGGAGGCGGCUUAUGCAGAUCAUUGGCAUCGACACUUCACAAAGGCCUGGUGUGUGGGUCCCCUGUUACUGGGCUUGCCUGAGGAGAGGUCGCUCCGGGGAAAGUGUGCGGAGUGGCUCGACGCCCGGGCGGCGGAGGGCAGGCCAGUUCUGUAUGUCUCCUUUGGGACACAGGCGGAGCUGCCGGUGGCGCUGGUUGAAGAGGUCGCCGCAGGCCUGGAGAAUUCUGGGGCGGACUUCCUGUGGGUUCAGCGGCGGAAGGAGUCGUCUGGGUUCGCAGAGAUGGCUGGGGGAAGGGGACUGGUGGCGAGUGAGUGGGUUCCGCAGACAGGAGUGCUCGCCCACGCCGCCGUGAAGGGGUUCCUGAGCCACUGCGGAUGGAACUCCGUCCUGGAGAGCGUCUGCGCUGGGGUGCCCAUCCUCGCGUUGCCGCUGAUGGCAGACCAGCCCCUAAACGCGAAGUUUGUGGUGGAGGAGCUCGGGAUCGGCCAGCGGGUUCGGACGGUGGACGGCACGCGGAGGGAUCUGGUGAAGAGGGAGGACAUAGAGGAGAUGGUGAGGGAGCUACUGGCGGGGGAGAAGGGACGAGAGGCGGCAGCGAGGAUGGCGGAGCUGCGGAUCGCCGCUCGAAGGGCCAUGGAGGAUGGCGGGUCGUCGUGGCGUGCGCUGGAGGAGAUGGUGGGAGGGGUUUCCUCUGCGGCGGUUGCCGUGGGGGGAAAGGUUUCCCCACCGGGUCCCGCCGCGCACUGA